Cylindrotheca closterium is the source of this 1581-nucleotide messenger RNA. The record is from the annotation of a GenBank genome assembly. NCBI's taxonomy places the organism in Eukaryota, Bacillariophyta, Bacillariophyceae, Bacillariales, Bacillariaceae.
AUGAAGUCAUCCUUGGUGGCUCUAACUGCACUUUCCCUGGCAAAUGGCAAUACCAGUGAUUCGCUUCGCCGUCGUCUUUCCUUCGAAAAGAUAGCCGGAUACGCUCCAGCCACCCAGGUGACAGAUCACUGCGCCAUUGAUCUGGAUCAACAGGCCAUCGAGCUUGAGCUUGUGAAGCGAACCCAACAAUCCCUUGAGGCUGCGCAACGAAUUUACAACGAGGGCGGCAGCUCCAAGUCAUAUGCGGAAAUCACAUUGGCUACACCCCUACUAUCGGAUGUUCAGAAAGGGACUCCCAUGGCCGGUAUAACGGCCGACGGUACCGAAACUGUGGGCAACGCAUAUGACUUGUACGUUGCAGGAACCACAGAGAUUCGCAUGCAAUACCAGACCAGUGAUGAUCAAUCGAAUUAUGUCCACUGUGCCGUUGGUUCUCUUCCUCCUAUUGCCCAGACAAAGGAUGGAUGUCUAAUUGGAGCCGGCAUUAUUGGCAUUGACGGGACCGGGUACUCUUAUCAAUACGACCCGAUCAACCAAAACAAAAACGGGCGGACUAUUGCUGGGUUUUCAACGUCUGCUGGUGAAAAGAUGCGCCUCUCUUGUGAUGGAUGUCCGUACACAGACCAUGAUUAUUUUUUCCAAUAUUACGGAAUGGACGAUUAUGGACACCAAUGGGUCACGGCUGCAUUCAAUGGCCAAGAGACUCAGUUUGAAAACGGGAAUGCAGACUUCUCGCUGUAUGGGAUGGAUGGCAAAGUCGAGGCCAUCAAGAAGGGAACUGUGUACUUGAACAUUUUCAUGUAUGUCAUCCGGGAGUUUGAGGAUGCUCUAGAUGAUUGUGAGAAGGGCUGCGCGACAGUUGACUGCAACAACGACCCCGUGAAUGCGUGGGAUGAAGGAGUCUGCUUUUACACUGGGUCUAUUGAAGCUCAAGACGGGCUGACUUCCGAAGGAAACCUUUUGCAUCAGUUGGCAGACAAGCGUUGCGCUGAUUUCAAGACCUGCGGCAAGAACGGUGACCAGAAUCAAGGAGUGGCAAAAUUGAACUACGAUCUGUUUCAAUUUUAUGCCCUCGGAAAGUUCCAGUUGCAGACUGGAAAGUGCGACGAUGCACGCGUGACGGUCAGAGAAAUUACAAAGUUGUUGUAUGUCCCCUUCAUCCAAGGCACCUUGCGCUAUGCAUACAAGGUGAGCGAACUGAACGACACGACCGAAAAGUCCAAGGCGGAAGGAGCCGUUUUUGCGGCUGCUGUUCUGCCCCGAAUCUUUGCCAUCAAUGAAGAACACGCCAACGUCAUAUAUUCGAAUAUGCGAGUGGGUGCACUUAGUACCAACUUUGCCAAAGUGAAGCAAGCCUUUGAAUACACCUACAAAGAAAUCGGAAUCACCUGUGCAGAUGUUGGUGGCGUAUGGAACGAGGCCCUUGGCGAGUAUUACAAGGGUGCUGAACCAUGUGUGGAUGAAUCGGAGGAUAGUCGUGAAAUGGCGUCGAUAUAUAUCUCUAGGGGCUGCUUUUGGUGGACUCUGCCUUGCUUGCAUACUGGCAUCGUGCUUUUUCUGGACUCUGGGCAGGGCCAAUAA